Physella acuta is the source of this 800-nucleotide messenger RNA. Its product is annotated as multiple epidermal growth factor-like domains protein 10. The record is from RefSeq and is a predicted model, not a curated record. Lineage: Eukaryota; Metazoa; Mollusca; Gastropoda; Physidae.
CCUAAAUCUAAAUGGGAUACUCAUAUGUGUACGAUAAUACCCCACAGCAAACGGAGAGUGGGGCGCGUGGCGUGAGUGGGAGUGUACGAUGGACUGCGACAUUAAAAGAGAGGAACGUUACAGAUCUUGCGAUAAUCCUCGACCUCAAAAUGGCGGCGCAAAUUGUACAGGAUCAGAUAGGGAAUCCAAUGACAAAGAGGUCUGUUGGACCGGUACCAAGUGUCCUUCGAACUGCCCACCUUUCACAUGGUACAUGGACUGUGCUAGAUCGUGCGAGCAUUGUGUCACCGACUGCAACAAGUUUAAAGGGACUUGUACAGCCUGCAAAGCGGGGUUUGAUUCUCCGUUACAUUCAUGUAACCAAAGUUGCCCCAAAUAUAAAUAUGGAUUAAAGUGUAGAGGAAAUUGCAUGGAGAAAUGCGAAGGCUUGGAUUGUACUGAAAGAGUAGAUGGGACAUGCCCAGACAAAAGUAACAACUCAUGGAUGUACUGGUUGUUGCUGUUGCUAUUGUUACCCUUCGCUUACUUAUUGUAUUAUUUAUUUAAACCCAAGCAAAGACUAGUGUUUGACGAAGAAGAAUUUAAGGAGGACAAAAAUAAAUCGGAACCAGAUUUCUAAGAAAGAUGUCAGGAAAUAUUGAUAUUUUUAUGAUGUUUGGCCUGAUCUCUGAUACUAUCUUAACAUAUCAUGUUAUUUUACUGUACAUAUUGUCUUAUAAUCAAGGGAACUAUUUAUUACUAUCCUGUAUUCGUCGUUUAAAUUAUCACUGUGUUUAAAUACAUUAUUAGAGUUAAAAAAU